UGAGAGCUAACUUCAUGGAGCUGACCUGACAGUUGGCUGAUCGGCUGGGACUUGACGCUAGCGAAUGUGUAUGGUUCGAUGCACUGGUAACCUACGGAGAAGGACCGGAGCUACAACUCCCGCGGACCGGAGGAAGUGCUCCCGUGUUCUCAUGUGUUCAAUUACCACCGUGCGCUAAAAAAGGGGAACGUUCCGCUCAACCCCCGACCAAGUCCCGAUGGAGUGGUCGGCCCCCGUGGAGUCGUUAGAGUAUUGGUUCGUAUCCGGCACGAUAUGCAGAUUCCUGGAAGUCGGAGGAGGAGAGGAGGAAAAGGAGGAGGAGAAGGAGGAGGAGGAGGGAGGCCGGGCCAGAGGAAUGCUACGUGUCUUGCAAGUCGCUAUUAAAGCCUCUCCGUCCUACUCCGACUAGCUCACAAAAACUUUUUGGAGGUUCGACCCGGUGCGGGCAGACAGCAGCAGCUCACCCCUCCAGCCUCCGCGUCAAGGCCCCGUGUGAGUGCAAGAAGCCCCCCGGUGUUCAGGAGUCCGUCGGCGGAGUCAACAACGCGAAAUGUCCGGAGUGAAGAAGCCUCGCACGGACCUCAACAGGUCAACCAACGUGUCGUACCAGGCCCACCAUGUCAGUCGGAGCAAGAGGGGGCAGGUUGUGGGCACCAGGGGAGGCUUCAGAGGCUGCACCAUCUGGCUCACAGGUUUGUCUGGUGCCGGGAAGACCACCAUCAGCUUUGCCCUGGAGGAGUAUCUCUUGUCGCACGCCAUCCCCUGCUACUCGCUGGACGGAGACAACAUUCGCCAUGGCCUGAACAAAAAUCUGGGCUUCUCGGCUGAAGACCGCGAGGAAAACAUCCGGCGCGUGGCCGAGGUGGCCAAACUAUUUGCUGACGCCGGGCUCGUGUGCAUCACCAGUUUCAUCUCUCCUUUUGCCGAGGAUCGUGCUGAGGCGCGGAAGAUCCAUGCGGCCGCCGGGCUUCCCUUUUUCGAGGUGUUCAUCCACGCUUCCCUUGAGGUGUGUGAGGGCAGGGAUGUGAAGGGACUCUACAAGAAGGCUCGUGCUGGAGAAAUUAAAGGUUUCACAGGGAUCGAUUCAGAUUAUGAGCGGCCUGAGGCACCAGAGCUCGUAUUGAAAACCGGUGAGCUCUCGGUGAACGAGUGCCUCCGCCAGGUGUUGGAUCUGCUCAAGGACCAGGGCAUCGUACCGAGCGAGUUCAUGGAGGAGGUGAAUGAACUCUUUGUUACGGAGAACAAGCUGAGUCUGACUGUGUCUGAUGCAAACACGCUCCCCACCAUCAGCAUCACCAAGCUGGAUCUGCAGUGGGUGCAGGUUUUGGCCGAGGGCUGGGCCAGUCCUCUGAAAGGCUUCAUGACAGAGAGAGAGUUCCUCCAGGUCUUACACUUUGGAAGCCUAUUGGAUGAUGGGACCAUCAACUUGUCCGUUCCCAUCGUGCUGCCUGUCAGCACUGAGGUCAAGCAGGAGCUGGACGGCUGUGCUGCAGUCGCUCUGGAGUACCAGGGCCAGCGAGUGGCUAUUCUCAGGAACCCAGAGUUCUACAUACAUCGCAAGGAGGAACGCUGUGCCAGACAGUGGGGCACCACUUGUCCACAGCACCCGUACAUUAAGAUGGUUAUGGAGGGAGGUGAUUGGCUGGUGGGCGGCAACCUGGAGGUGAUGGAGCGAAUCAAGUGGAACGAUGGACUCGACCAGUACCGACUUACUCCACAGGAGCUCAAGCAGAGGUUCAAAGACAUGAAAGCAGAUGCCAUAUUUGCAUUCCAGCUGCGUAACCCCGUCCACAACGGCCACGCCCUUCUGAUGCAGGUCACCAAGCGCCGUCUGCUCGAGCGAGGAUACAAGAACCCAGUCCUCUUACUGCACCCGCUGGGCGGCUGGACCAAAGAUGAUGACGUGCCUCUGGAGUGGCGCAUGAGGCAGCAUGCUGCCGUGUUGGAGGAGGGAGUUUUGGACCCAGCAAACACCAUUGUUGCCAUCUUCCCCUCACCCAUGAUGUAUGCUGGACCCACAGAGGUGCAGUGGCACUGUCGAUCCAGAAUGAUCGCAGGGGCCAACUUUUACAUUGUCGGCCGAGACCCUGCAGGCAUGCCUCACCCAGAGACCAAACAGGACCUAUAUGAACCUACCCAUGGAAGCAAGGUCCUCACCAUGGCCCCGGGCCUCACCUCUGUGGAGAUCAUCCCCUUCAGGGUAGCCGCCUACAACAAGACUAAGAAAGCUAUGGACUUUUACGACAAAGAGCGACACGCUGACUUUGAGUUCAUCUCUGGAACCAAGAUGAGGAACUUGGCUCGCAGCGGAGUGAACCCUCCUGAAGGCUUCAUGGCCCCCCGGGCCUGGAAGGUGUUGGUGGAUUACUACACCUCUCUUCAAAAGGACAAGUGAUCCCCACGAGGUUCAGAUCCCCAGUCAGUAGAAGUAUACAAUAAAAGCAUACAGUGAGUUUUAUAAAGGAGAUAGGUACGCAUUUUAUCUUAGGGGUGUUUUAGCUUAUUCUUGUAUCCAUCUUAUAUUUAGAGUGGUAAAUGUAGAUUUCUAUGAAUAAUGAGUAAUUCUGACGGGAGCGGGGUGUUCAGUUAAAGCACUACAUUAAAAAAUUUCUAUAAAACUAUGUGAUUGAUAAUCCCAUUGUAUGUUUAAAAUAAGCAUUUAAUUUAAAACUAUGUAUUUUGACAAAUUAAAAGUCUACUUU
Molecule: messenger RNA, 2702 nt
Organism: Pleuronectes platessa (European plaice)
Lineage: Eukaryota; Metazoa; Chordata; Actinopteri; Pleuronectiformes; Pleuronectidae
Product: bifunctional 3'-phosphoadenosine 5'-phosphosulfate synthase 2
Biological process (GO): sulfate assimilation; 3'-phosphoadenosine 5'-phosphosulfate biosynthetic process
Molecular function (GO): ATP binding; adenylylsulfate kinase activity; sulfate adenylyltransferase (ATP) activity
Source: RefSeq, a predicted model, not a curated record